AACAUCCUAAACAUGCAUGAAAAAAAUUAUAAAAAAAUUCAAUCUCCAGGUCACUUGUGUGGACUUCGCGUAUAUUACAUAAUCAAUAAAUAGGAAGAAUCUCAUUUAUUCUUACAAGGUCAUUUUUCAGACUUAACGCAUAUUACAAGAUCAAUUUAAACGAUUAACCCUUCAAAAUAUGAGUGGUAAAACUAGUUAAACUUGAAAGUUACUUAACUUAGGUUUUGUUUGGGAGUUUGGAGGGGAGGGGAAGAGAAGACUUUAGAGGGGUUUGAAAUAUAGGGGUUUGAAAAUUGAAAAAGUAACAACUCUAAAAAAUUAUUAUUUUGAACGUGAAGUUCUGCACACCAUCAUGCAUCAAUUAGUUCCUUCACAUGUUAAUGAAACAUGUAACUGCAACAAACAAAAUGGUAACAUAAAUUAAUGGAUGUCUAGCUGGGAACACUGCAUAAACAUCGCCUUUGGCCACCAAGUAACCAAUAUAACAGUUUCUGAAGAUCAAGACUUUCCUUGCCUUCAAUAUGUCCUGUUGUAGGCAGACAAUUUCAUAGACUAAAAGAUUACAAUGCAUGCAUAAUGCAUUUCUAAGCAUAUAGUAUUAUAUUGUAAUGAUGCCAUUUUAUCAAAAUCAACGCUAUUCCCUAAAAAAAAUUGAGGGAUGAGUUGGAAGCUUGAUGCAUGGAGAGCAUUGCCAGAUCAUGGUGAGGUAGCUGAGAUUCAAAUCAAGAAGAUAUAAUUUCAUACUAAUUAGGUGACACUUGAGGAACACAAAUAUUCGUUUUGUCUCCCUCAAUCGGUUACUUUGUUUGCUAUAUAUGAAGGCAAAAAGCAAACAGAAACUCAAGUUUUCAAAUAAGCUCUUGUAUAUUAUCACUUUCUAACCUUUUGAGAAGAAAAAAUGGCAGUCAUUGAAACAAACACAAAAAGCUCUCUGCACCUUCGCAGCAACAGUUUACCCUCCUCUCCUCACCCUCUUGUAUCACAAUUUGAGGACAAUUUGAAAAUAUUGAAUAAUUCUGAAGGCACCACUUCAUUGUCAUCAUCAUCGGUAUGCAACAAACUUAAUGGAAUGCAGGAUUUGAAUGACUGCAUUGGUAAGUUACUUCAAUUGCCAACUGAACAACAAGCCUUAUCACGAGAAUGCAAUGAAAGAUCGGUUAAUGACCUACUAGAAGGUUCACUUAGAAUCUUGGAUAUCUGUAGUAUAGCUAAGGAUUUCCUUUCGCUAUCAAAGGAAAACAUGUAUGAACUACAAUCAGUCAUCAGAAGAAAGAGAGGAAUUGAAACUGGAUUCACAGUUGAGGGUGUAAAAUACAUGGCUUUUAGGAAGAACAUGAAGAAGCAAAUUCGAAAGGCGUUGGUAAAUUUGAAAACAAUGAAGAAUGAGUCGAUUGAUUCUUCCUCAAACAAAGACAAUAACUCUUCACCUAUGUUUGGAUUAUUGAAAGAAGCAGAAGCGGUCACUCUUUACUCACUAGAACAUCUAUUGCUAUUUAUCUCUGAUCCUAAAGGACACUCAAAACACAGCAGAUGGUCAAUAAUAUCCAAGCUGAUGCAUUCUAAAAGAGCAGUCUCCGACUCUCAAGAAUCAGACACAAAUGAAUUUGAGAAGGUAGAUUCAGCUUUGUUGUCUCUCAUCAGCCACAACAAGACUUCAUCUGCUGACAAUUUUCAAAGUCACAUGGAAAAUUUGGAGAUUUGCAUUCAAGAUCUAGAAAUAGGAGUUGAACACAUCUCAAGAAAAUUAAUUAGAAAUAGAGUUUCACUUCUUAACAUUUUCAACCACUAACCGUAGUGUCUAUAUCAUUUUUGCACACUCAAUUUUCGCUCACGAGUACUGUUACAUAACUGUACAUGAAUGUAAUUAUAUAUCUUCUUUUUAAUAGUGAAUAUUAUUA
Messenger RNA from Medicago truncatula (barrel medic), 1898 nucleotides. RefSeq lists its product as uncharacterized. The coding region runs from base 899 to 1789 and encodes 296 amino acids. The transcript has a single exon. Gene Ontology annotation, biological process: shoot system development; root development. The record is from RefSeq and is a predicted model, not a curated record. Lineage: Eukaryota; Viridiplantae; Streptophyta; Magnoliopsida; Fabales; Fabaceae.